Aspergillus novofumigatus IBT 16806 is the source of this 1106-nucleotide messenger RNA. RefSeq lists its product as uncharacterized. The record is from RefSeq and is a predicted model, not a curated record. NCBI's taxonomy places the organism in Eukaryota, Fungi, Ascomycota, Eurotiomycetes, Eurotiales, Aspergillaceae. Gene Ontology annotation, cellular component: THO complex part of transcription export complex. The transcript is spliced from 3 exons. Gene Ontology annotation, molecular function: mRNA binding. The coding region runs from base 292 to 930 and encodes 212 amino acids. Gene Ontology annotation, biological process: positive regulation of DNA-templated transcription, elongation; mRNA export from nucleus.
CUUCAUGUGUGAAAAUUAACAGGUCCACGAAAGAUAGCUUAAGGUAAGGCAAAAAGAUAUUCAAGCCUUAUCGUUAACUAGAUAUGUCUGUGCUGCAUUUCCUUUCUCCCCUCAUGAUCCAGAUAAUAACCUUUUUCUCCAUCUCCAGCCCAUGAGCAUUCGCCGUGUCUCCACGUUCUCCGAUACUUCUCUCUCCUGCUAUCUAUUCUUCCUCGGUCAGAUCUUCGCCACAGGUUUCUGCCCAAACGCUAUCAAUCGCUCCCCUCCAUUUCAAUUCUUUGCGAAUUCGCCAUGACUAUCAGUGACAUUGUCUCCGAUCCCUCGUUGCUACCCGUGUUGCGUACCUGCGCCGAGACGAGGGAACAAUGCGAGAAGCUUUUAUCCUUGUUAGAUCCCACGGCACGGUCUCCUUCCUCCGACCCCGAAGAGGCGCUUCUGGCUGCCUCUAAACAGCAGAAGCAGCUUUUUGCCCUUCUAGCCCAGCUUCGUGGUCAGAGUCGGGAUGCUAUUCUGCGGGUCCGCCAGACAAAACAACUUACGGCAGAAGCUCGGCAAGAGAUCGAUCGGUUACAUCUGCAACUGCAGAAUCUGUAUUAUGAACAGCGGCAUCUGACUGGAGAAAUUGCUGCCUGUGAAUCAUAUGAUCACAAAUACCUGUCCCUGCCAUUGAUCCCUGUGGAGGAGUUUCUUGCCCUUCAUCCCGAACAGACCGACCUUGACUCACACGAACUUAUGAUUGCACGCAUUAAUCACGAACAUGCCGAGCGGGAGAAGCUCGAACAGGCGCGACAGGAGUUUCUGAAGCGCAAGCAAGCUCUGAUUGCAGAGAACAAAAAGCGGAAAGACGACCUGGCUAGCCUGGACCAAGAUCUUGAACGGUUCAUUGAUGCAGCAAAACCGAUCCAAAAAAUCUUCGAGAAGGAAUACUAGGCGUGGGACUCUCUUCAUUUACUUCCUUUCUUCGUUGUCGUUUUUUAUUCAACAGGCGCAUACUCUGAGAUACCCGGAAAUUUGUAUUAUAAACUCCUAGGAAAAGGGACUUUGCUGCAUGUAAUCUACAUCAUUGUCUUGAGUAGUGGCAUCAUGAGUCCUCAAUUCAUUUAUGC